UAUAUUAUAAACAAAUCAUACAAGGAAUAUUAUGAAGGGAUUUACCUACAUUGAUGAUAUUGUGAAGGGUUGUUUGGGUUCAUUGGAUACAGCAGAGAAGAGUACCGGGAGUGGAGGGAAGAAGAAAGGGUCGGCACAAUUGAGGGUUUUCAAUUUGGGGAGUACAUUUCCUGUGCCAGUUACUGAUCUUGUUAGUAUUUUGGAAAGGCUUUUGAAGGUUAAGGCUAAAAGGAAUGUUAUGAAGUUGCCACGCAACGGGGAUGUUCCAUAUACACACGCAAAUAUUAGUUAUGCUCAGAAGGAAUUUGGAUAUAAGCCUACCACGGAUCUGCAGACAGGGUUGAAGAAAUUCGUGCGGUGGUACCUUAGUUACUACGGAGACAAGAAGGCUGUUGGGCGAAAGCUUCAACUUGGUUUUUCUCAUCACCUUCCUUACAACAUACUAACUUACAAUAGCGUCAGCUGAAUAUGUGCCAAGUUUGCAUGCCAUGGCAGCUGAAGAACUGCGCCUUAUCAAAUGUAAACUGCCAUCUUAUGGGUCAAAAGAAGGACCACCUACAAUCAAAUUUAGGUCGUCCGGAAGGGUAUAGGCCGUCUAUCAGGCCAGGAUUCUAUUCUUUCAAAA
This is a messenger RNA of Populus nigra (black poplar), 625 nucleotides long. Its product is annotated as UDP-glucuronate 4-epimerase 2-like. The record is from RefSeq and is a predicted model, not a curated record. The transcript has a single exon. NCBI's taxonomy places the organism in Eukaryota, Viridiplantae, Streptophyta, Magnoliopsida, Malpighiales, Salicaceae. The coding region runs from base 32 to 466 and encodes 144 amino acids.